CUGUCAGUUCUGAAGCUUCAACUGGAACUGGAUCAACUGUCAGUUCUCAAGCUCAACUGGAACUGGAAUGACAUCCAGUGGUCAAGCUUCAACAGGAACUGGAUCAACUGUCAGUUCUCAAGCUUCAACAGGAACUGGAUCAACUGUCAGUUCUCAAGCUUCAACUGGAACUGGAAUGACAUCCAGUGGUCAAGCUUCAACAGGAACUGGAUCAACUGUCAGUUCUCAAGCUCCAACUGGAACUGGAAUGACAUCCAGUGGUCAAGCUUCAACAGGAACUGGAUCAACUGUCAGUUCUCAAGCUUCAACAGGAACUGGAAUGACAUCCAGUGGUCAAGCUUCAUCAGGAACUGGAUCAACUGUCAGUUCUCAAGCUUCAACAGGAACUGGAAUGACAUCCAGUGGUCAAGCUUCAACAGGAACUGGAUCAACUGUCAGUUCUCAAGCUUCAACAGGAACUGGAUCAACUGUCAGUUCUCAAGCUUCAACAGGAACUGGAUCAACUGUCAGUUCUCAAGCUUCAACAGGAACUGGAAUGACAUCCAGUGGUCAAGCUUCUACAGGAACUGGAUCAAAUGUCAGUUCUCAAGCUCCAACUGGAACUGGAAUGACAUCCAGUGGUCAACCUUCAACUGGAACUGGAAUCAAACUGUCCAGUUCUCAAGCUCCAACAGGAAAGGAAUGA
This is a messenger RNA of Macrobrachium nipponense, 685 nucleotides long. RefSeq lists its product as uncharacterized. Lineage: Eukaryota; Metazoa; Arthropoda; Malacostraca; Decapoda; Palaemonidae. The record is from RefSeq and is a predicted model, not a curated record. The transcript has a single exon. Bases 68 to 685 code for a protein of 205 amino acids.